Messenger RNA from Fonsecaea nubica, 1002 nucleotides. RefSeq lists its product as hypothetical. The transcript is spliced from 3 exons. Bases 1 to 1002 code for a protein of 333 amino acids. The record is from RefSeq and is a predicted model, not a curated record. Lineage: Eukaryota; Fungi; Ascomycota; Eurotiomycetes; Chaetothyriales; Herpotrichiellaceae.
AUGGGUCUUGACCACAUCAUCGGCCUUGCCGAGGACGGCUUCCAAGAUGUCGUUCAUGGUGUUCACGAAAUUGCCGAUGCCUUUCAAGAUGGUUUGGGUCUUGGCCACAAUGGCGAGGAAGACGAUGGUCACUAUGGUCAUGACGACGACGGAUGCCAAGAGGAAGGGGACGAUCAGUGUGGCGAAGAUGGCCAGGAUCAUGAGGGUAAACACCACCACCACUGGGGCCAUCCUGGCGACAAUGAUGACUCGAUGAACCAUUGUGAGUUGUCCCGAGGAAUGGGCACGAAGACCAGGGUGAUGAACAUGGUGACCAAAGCUGGCAUCACCACGGUCACGAUGGCCACGACCAGAAUGAGCAUGGUCAAUACGACGAUGAAAAUCACCACGGCCAUAACGAGGAAGACCCCAACGGUCACUGGAAUCAUCACGAUGGACAGGAUGAGAGCGACCCUCACGGUCACUGGAAUCAACACGAGCAUCAAGAUGAGCACGACCCGAGCCAGCAUGGGAGCCAUCAUGAUGACCACGAGCAUCAAGAUGGGCACGACCCGAGCCAGCAUGGGGGUCACUAUGGCCAUGACCAAAACCAGCAUGGUGAGCAAGACCCAAGUCACCAUGAAACGGGAUCGGGUCAUAACGAUGACUGCCAUCAACAGCAGCAUGAUAACAGCAACCACCACGACCCUCAGACACAGCAGCAUGACAGCAGCAACCACGAUGAUCCUCAUAAGCAGCAACCAGGUGGUGACGGCUGCCACUGCCCUCCACCAUCCGAUGAUCAUGCUCACCAACACCAAGAACAACAACAACCACACCACCAAGAAGAACAACAGCAGCACGAACAACCACAUGGGCAACAGCAACACGAACACCAGGGCCAUGAUGACUGCCAUGACGAGCAACAGCAGCAGCAUCACGGUGGCUCUCAACAUAUGGGUCGCUGCUGCUGCUGCUGCCGCUGCUGCUACUGCAGGGAAAUGGUUGCUUGAUUCAGCAUAG